Messenger RNA from Stylophora pistillata, 2828 nucleotides. Its product is annotated as glucosaminyl-phosphatidylinositol-acyltransferase PIGW. NCBI's taxonomy places the organism in Eukaryota, Metazoa, Cnidaria, Anthozoa, Scleractinia, Pocilloporidae. Gene Ontology annotation, molecular function: glucosaminyl-phosphatidylinositol O-acyltransferase activity. The record is from RefSeq and is a predicted model, not a curated record. Gene Ontology annotation, cellular component: membrane; endoplasmic reticulum. Gene Ontology annotation, biological process: protein localization to plasma membrane; GPI anchor biosynthetic process.
UCAUGUUUGCGCGGUAUACACAUCCAAUAUGGCGCCGGGAACUGUAAAAAGGUUUUAAAUUGCAAGAGAUUGCUACUAUGCUUGGAGUAAUUUGGAGAACAGUUAAGAGAAGAAUGAUAUUAUAUGGACUAAGUGUUUCAGGUACAUACUAUUGUUUUAAGCUAGAAUAUUAAGCUAGGAUAUUAUGAACACAGUCCAACAAAUACGAGAUAUCGUCCAUUUUUCAUCUCACAAGAUAACCUCGUACGAAGUUAUGAGGCUUACAUGAGGUACUUGACGUUAGUGAGCCUGCGCUCCUUCGUUAAUAGCUGGGUUGCGCUUGGAUGAUGGAAACUUGAAUGUUGAAUAGCGCGUAGUGCUGCAUGUUGAAUAUAUCAAUACCAUAAGUACAACAAUAUUGCAUUGCCACAACUACAAAGUGGAAUUAUGAGAAGUAAAAUGUUUAAUACUCGAAACUUGGAAGUUUAAUUGUAAAAAAGACUGUUGAAUCGGAUAAAGUUUCAUAAGGAAUAAAAACUUGAAUGUCCAAUCGUGAAAUAAGGAAGAAUACUAAAAGUACAAUGUCAAAUCGCAAUGUUGAAUUUUGGCCCCGAUGGGACGCCAAUCCCAAGCCACGUGUUGCUCUAUAGAUCACAGGAUAGUGAUUGGCCAUUGAAUCUCAUUACGUCAGAGGACAUAUCCACAACAAGAGGACAUAUGUGGAACGGUACAGUCACUGGCUGAACAAUCAUGGCGGACUAUUCGGGCGUUCUGUUGAACGUCAGCUAUAAACAGCUUCAUGAACGGUUUGUGAGUGGAUUGAAUGGAACAUCGGUGUUUGAGAUCGGAAUGGUUGCUAGUGCUGCGCCAAGUGGAAUUUUUCUUCGGUCAAUCUUAUUUAAUAUAUUGUUUGCAAAGCAACAAAACUUUUCUAGUUCACUAUUCUGUUGCUUGGUUUUUCUAUUGGAGUACUGUACCUUGGUUGUUCCCUCAUUCCUGGCUCUGACUGCUCUAGCUGAUCACACAGAUAUGCUAAUUACAACCUGUUUAUGUCUAUCAAUUGGAAUGUUGUUUUUGCAAGCAUUGGAUGCUAGUAAACUUCAAAAACAGAAAGUUCAAGCAAUACUAUCUGCAGACAUGUGUGGAAAGCUGCCUUUUGUUGGAAGCUUCAGAGCAUAUGUAGUGAUUGCCACAGCCAUCUGUAUACUUGCUGUUGACUUUGUGAUCUUUCCUCGGCGCUUUGCCAAAGCGGAAACAUAUGGGAGUGGACUAAUGGACAUGGGAGUUGGAGCAUUUAUAUUUUCUAAUGCUAUUGUAUCACAGGAGGCAAGAAGUGUUCGCUCAACAGAAACGGCGCACAGCUUUUUUGCGGUAGUAUUUAGAUCCUUGAGAUCUUCUUUGCCAUUACUAGUGCUAGGAUUUAUGCGGCUGGUGUCUGUCAAAGGAACAGAUUAUCAAGAGCACGCAAGUGAGUAUGGUGCUCACUGGAACUUUUUCUUCACUUUAUUUGUCGUAAGGGUAAUGUCAACAGUGCUCAUCAGGUUCACCCGUGGCCACAGCUGGUAUGGUGUAACAGGAAUUAUAUUAGCUUUGCUGUAUCAAUACCUCCUUAGUCCCUGUGGUUUGAGAGAGUUUGUAUUAUAUGGAACACAAGGUGAUGGAUCACGCCUAGGAUUACUGGAUGCAAAUAGAGAAGGCUUAUGUUCUUGUGUGGGAUAUUUAGCUCUGUACCUUAUUGCUGUUCAGUUUGGAAAGUUUCUCUUUUUUAAACGAAAUACUUUAGGACAGUGGAUCAAAGCAUUGCUAAUCUUAGUGGCUAUAGAUGCUACAUUUUAUACCUUGGUUCAUGUAUCACAGCAGUUUGUCAGCCCCAUAUCCAGAAGAAUGGCAAAUUUAUCUUUUGUUUUGUGGCAGGUGGGAUAUAAUGUUCAACUUAUCUCAGAGUUCUUGCUUUGUGAUAUAUUGAUAACCACUGCAAACCACCUGGGCUUGCUUGAAGGUGCAGUAACAGGAGGCUGUCACGUGUGUUAUCCCGCAAAAGUCCCGGAUGAGAAUGGUAAAACGUCACAGAUCAAGCAGAAGAUGCCAUGUGCAUGCUUCAUAUCAGCUGUUAACCGGAAUCAGCUUUUGUUCUUUUUGCUUUCUAAUGUACUUACGGGAAUCGUGAACUUUUCCAUAAAGACAAUCUUCUGUACUCCAUUGAAGGGAUAUAUAAUAGUUGGUAUUUACCUGAUGAUGUUAAACUUUUUAAUUUCUGUCCUACAUCUACGUGGGAAAACUUUGAAACUUUCAUGAAAUUCGUGGGGAUCGCGCCGAGCAUGUCAAGAUGUCUUGCAACUGUUUUUUUUUUUUUUCUUCGCAGUGAAAUUUUAUCAACCCUUAACAAUCUAGUAAAGUAGUGAUCCUCGCAGGUGGGCCGCAUAUUAAGCGACCACGGAUUAGAAACAGGCUUCGACGGGAUUCGAAUUCAAGCUACAGAUACUGGUGGUCCCUAUUUCCAACUGAAUCUCAAGGCCAUGGCCACAUGUUGGCAGCGAGAGAUAUUUCAGAAGGGUCUUCUUUUCCGCAGCGGAAUUGAAGCUCACCUGCGAGAAUAGUUGCUUUACUUGAAUUGAUUUCAUUUAAUACUACGGUUUGAGACAUCUGUCAUAGUUUUACGAGGGAUUCGAAUCCAGGUUACAGAUACUGGUGGUCCCUACCACCAACUGACACGACGCCUUCGCCACAUGUUGGGAGCGAGAGACAUUUCAAAGGGUCUUUUCCGCAGAGGAAUUGAAGCUCAUCUGCGAGAAUAGUUGCUUUACUUGAUUUUCAUCUGCAGGUCAAAUAAAAUUAAUUUUGUUAAAGAU